CAGGUACACCUCUUCGGUGAAAUACGACUCGGAGAAGCACUUCAUUAAUAAUAUUUAUAUGCCCAUGGGGCUUGGGGUUUCCGCUUGUAGCCAGACGGUCUUCUGCGUCCCUCAAAGCACAUGGCGCAACUACAAAGCCGAGGUCCACUUCCAGCCACGCAACAAAGCCACGAGUUUCACCAGCACCACCAUCAUCUACCCCAAGCACACCACAACCAUCUACACCACCACACUGGAUUACAAUUGCAGGAAGCACAUGCGGAAGUUCUUGUCCAGCGUGGAGUUGGAGUCUUCUGGGAACGAGGACAGUCCCGAGAGUUGCUGAGGCCUGCUCUUUCGGCCAUGGUGUUUCUUCGAAGUUUUCCGCCGGAUGAAAAUGGAUGAAACUUCCUUUGAUCGUCGUCCGUAGCUACCUCUCCCUUAGCCUUAAGGAUCCCACAGGCCUGCACUUAAUUUUUGUGGAUUGGAAAGUAAACCUUUACUCAAGGAAAAUGUUCCUUCCAUCAUUAAAAAAAUGGAGCACGCUGUAACUUUUUUUUUUGUCCUGGUUUUUCCUUUUACAACAACAAGGGAAUUUUUCUUUCCAAAGACAAACGUGGGUUGCUUUCCUAGAAGAAAAGGAACCUGGGCACACUGCCUCUGAAUGAAAAUAAUGCCUCAAUUGACUCUUUGUGCUGCGGAAAGCAUGUCUUUGAGGAGCCUAACCCAGUUGCACUUCAAACCCCAAAGCCAUAAUUUAUUUUCACUCAUCACAGAAAGCUCACUUAUUAUUCCAAAGCCUGUGGCCGGCCACUUGGGGCCGAUCUUUUUCGCUUGAUCAAAAGUCGCUUUGAUGCCAGCUUUGUCCUUUUAUAGAAACCUUUGAAGAAAUCAGUCUUGAUCUGAAGUGUCAUUGAAAGGAAUUUUACAAUAAACCACAAAGAAUACUUAGGUUA
Messenger RNA from Anolis sagrei ordinatus, 935 nucleotides. Lineage: Eukaryota; Metazoa; Chordata; Lepidosauria; Squamata; Anolidae. The record is from RefSeq and is a predicted model, not a curated record.